Molecule: messenger RNA, 1563 nt
Organism: Penicillium odoratum
Lineage: Eukaryota; Fungi; Ascomycota; Eurotiomycetes; Eurotiales; Aspergillaceae
Exons: 1
Coding region: 1-1563 (520 amino acids)
Source: RefSeq, a predicted model, not a curated record
AUGUCAGGAAAUUACACUCGAUCCAUUGCCAGCGCCGGGAGCGAGUCGGUCGCAAGUGUACAUCUAUCAUCGUCCGCCCGCGCUGAGCGCUCAGCUUCAAACCCUGCGUCCUUUGCCAUAGACCACUACGAUACCGCCUUACCCCCGAUCAGCUUUCAGAAUCCGGCCCUCGCACACCGACGGACUGGUAGUACAUUGAAAACGGUCAUGCGCAAGAUCUUCAACCGGAAGAGACAAAGCGCAGCGGAUGGGUUGGAGGAGAGCCCGAAUGAGGCCUUCUAUACAACCCCAGUGAGAAAACCAGGACCAGGAAAAUCAUUUUUAUCGGUUCCUACACCUACAGAAUCAAAAAGGAGCAGUCCACUGUCGGAGGAGAACCUACAACUGCAAUUUGCGGAGUCACAUCUAUCACCAACAUCCGCCAAGGGUGGUUCCUUGCCAUCGCCUGGUUUGCCGCGACGCCGAAGAGCCACACUGCCCAGUGUGAUCUUCUCCGACGAUGAGUCGCGGUUUGCAGUAGCCUCUGCCAUCUCCGAUCCUCAGGAAGACCGCCAUGCUCACGAUGGCCGAUAUAGUUUGCUUCAAAACCGACGAACUAGAAGCACUGAAGCGUUGCACCAUGAAGAUUGGCCACCCCGCGCCACUUCCGCGGCUUCGGGGCCCAAUUCCAAGUCGCCUGCGCUUGGAAGCUCCGUCAGUGAUCCCUCUGUUAGGCCGUCCACAGGGACUACCGUGACAAGCGUCACGCGCGCAUCGGUGGCACCGUCAAUUUCCGAAGCCGACGAACGAGCGGACCAAAUGAGCCUACCACCUAAUAUGGGCAACUUUGUCCACUCGAUGCAACAAGACGACGGUCUCACCGUGGAGCAGCGACUGAACACCCUUGAGGUGAAGAUGAUUGACUUGGAAUUUGCAAUCGCCCGCAUGCAAUCCAGUCCCAUUGACGGCCCAACAGAUCGGUCUCGACAGAAGCGCACCCCAUCCGCCGAGCCGAUCCGCACGCCAACCAGCCACACACGCAACAAGCCCUCAUCCGGAUAUCUAGGCUCUUUAGACCGAGAGCGAGACCGCGACCGUGACGAAUCCCCUAGCCCCCUUGCCAAUUUUUGCGCAGUGCGACCAUCUAGCACUAGUACAAUCCGGCAAGACACACUAAGCAAUCGGAGCAUUCGUCCCGCCCCAUCAGCAACGUCUCUCUCGGAGUACAGCGGUGUCUCUAUCGAGCAGUAUAGCACUCUAGUAACGCUCCUCCGUCGCGAACAAACCGCCCGCCGCAACCUCGAAAGCCAGGUUUCCAGCCUCCGCGACGAUCUUCGUCAAAUCCAACGAGCAGCCCUUCAUUCAAUGGAGAUGGGAACUAUGUACCCCAUUCAGGGUGUGGAUUCGCAGGAAUUCCUGCGGUUCCGGCGGGCGCUCGAUGAUUCGGAUUCUUCUCCGCCUAUCUCUAGAGAUAGAGAUCGAGCAAAUCCUGAUUUUGAGGAGGCGUCGGAGUAUGGUCGGGAUGAUCCGAUCGGGCCGCAUAAAUGGGAUAAUAGUCGGACGUUGACGAUGCCCAUGAUUUGA